UUAAUUUCAUCAACCCUCUGGUUUUGUUUAAAUGCAACAAAUCUUAAGAACUUGUGCUGAACUCUCUCAAUAGCUAGAAUAUGGGUGUUAUAGUGUGGAGACCAAACACAUGAACAGUAAUCUAGGUGAGGUCUCACAAGUGAACAAUACAAUACUUUUAUGGAUGGGAUAUUUAGAAAGUCUUUUGCACGUUUGAUAAACCCUAAAAGUUGAAGUGAUUUUGAGACAAUAUAUGAGAUAUGGGGGAUGUAGGAUAAGCUGGAAUCAAGCACAACACCUAGGUCUUUUAUCUGAGAUACAGAGUCUAAAGGACAAUCCUUAAUAGUAUAGAUAUGAUUUGUAGGAGUUCUAUUUCGACCAAAAACCAUUAAGUGACACUUUUUAACAUUAAGUUCCAUUCCGUUGCUAUCACACCAAUAGCUCAACCGAUCCAAGUCAGAUUGUAAUUUUUGAUAGUCACCAUCAUUAUUGAUUUUAAAAUAUAAUUUUAAAUCGUCAGCAAACAUUAGGAAAAAAGCAAAGUGGAAACAGGAGGCAAUAUCAUUAACAUAGAUAUUGAAUAGAAGGGGUCCAAGAAGUGACCCUUGUGGCACUCCUGAAGAUACUUAGGAUAACAACCAUUCUAAAAGUUCGCCCUGGAUACCCAGACCUCUCAACUUAUUAAUUAAAAUCUUGUGAUUUGCCCGGUCAAACGCCUUUGUAAAGUCUGUGUAUACAGCAUGAACUUGGAAGCCACCUUCAAGAGAUUCCACAAGGAAGUCGGUAAAUGUCAAUAAAUUAAAUUCAGUGAAGCGGCCAGAGAGAAAUCCAAAUUGCUGGUUGAUAAAACAGCAUUUUAAACUUGCUGACAAAUAGUCAUGAUCCAUGUUUCUACACCAUAUGUUGCUAUUGGCUGAACCAACCUUAUAUACUGUAAAAGGUAUUUUAAUAAUGGAUUGUAUUGGUGAGAGAGUAUUGGCCAAAUACUAUGACAAAAAUCUAUUUAUCACAUCCAAAGAACAAAGUGCAUUUGAGAAAACCUUAUUUAAUAAAACCUACAAGGAAGUAGGCGGUGAAAUUAUCAAUGUAAAUGGCUUAACAUGUGUUUAUAAGAGUAAUGUUGAACUGCUUUUUUAUGUUAUAGGAAGUUCCCAAGAAAAUGAGCUUAUGCUUGUGAGUGUUUUAAAUUGUUUAUACGACACAAUUAACCAGAUCUUAAAGAAAAAUAUGGAAAGGAAGGCACUUUUAGAUCAAUUAGAUAUUGUAAUGUUAGCUGUGGAUGAAAUUUGUGAUGAAGGGAUAAUGAUGGGGGCAGACUCUAAUUCAGUAAUCUCUAGAAUAGCUCUCCGAAACGAUGAUCUUCAAAUCGGGGAACAGACAGUAGCCCAGGUGUUUCAAUCUGCCAAAGAACAGCUGAAAUGGUCAUUUUUAAAGUAAGACAUAUAUUUUAAUAAAAAUACAAUGUUAAAUAUUAUACAUUUAUUUCAUAUUAAAUAAAAAAUAAAUUUAUUGUUCCUGAA
This is a messenger RNA of Diabrotica virgifera virgifera (western corn rootworm), 1499 nucleotides long. RefSeq names its product coatomer subunit zeta-1. Gene Ontology annotation, cellular component: COPI vesicle coat. The transcript has 6 exons. Lineage: Eukaryota; Metazoa; Arthropoda; Insecta; Coleoptera; Chrysomelidae. Bases 865 to 1416 code for a protein of 183 amino acids. The record is from RefSeq and is a predicted model, not a curated record. Gene Ontology annotation, biological process: retrograde vesicle-mediated transport, Golgi to endoplasmic reticulum; intracellular protein transport; intra-Golgi vesicle-mediated transport.